Molecule: messenger RNA, 1421 nt
Organism: Fonticula alba
Lineage: Eukaryota; Rotosphaerida; Fonticulaceae
Product: 3-hydroxyacyl-CoA dehydrogenase
Exons: 3
Coding region: 241-1278 (345 amino acids)
Biological process (GO): fatty acid beta-oxidation
Cellular component (GO): mitochondrion
Molecular function (GO): (3S)-3-hydroxyacyl-CoA dehydrogenase (NAD+) activity; NAD+ binding
Source: RefSeq, a predicted model, not a curated record
CGCGGGCGCCUGGCGUUCCACGUCCCCUCGGCGGCCCAAGGACGGGAGAUCCCUCACCGAUCUCUGGCCGCCGAUGCAAGACCCGUCAGGUCUCGGUUCACACCCAGGGCGGGGAGGCAUUUUAGCCACCACCCUCCAGCUGGCCACCCUCCGGCCGGGAUCCAUCCUCCUUCUCGCAGCAUUCGCCCAUCCUGCCUCUUCCCUCCCCCCUUUCGUCCAGCCAUCCCCGCACAUACCACCAUGAUCCCCGCCCUCAACCGCCACCUCGUGAAUGGCACGCGCGCUGCCGCUCCGACCAUCGCCUCGCGGCUCAUGGCCGUCCGGACCAUGUCCUCGGCCUCCGACGCCCCGAACACCGGCGGCUUCCAGACGGUCACCAUCUUCGGGUCCGGGCUCAUGGGGUCCGGCAUCGCGCAGGUGGUCGCCGCCGCCGGGCUCAAGGUCAACCUGAUCGACACGCAGCCGGCCAGCCUGGAGCGCGCGCAGAAGAGCAUCACCUCCUCGGUGCAGCGCGUGGCCAAGCGCCAGCAUGCGGAAAACCCGGAGGCCGUGGCCUCGGCCGUGUCCGACAUCAUGUCCCGCAUCCACAUGUCCACCGAGCCGGACGCGGCCAUCCGUGAGGCGGACCUCAUCAUCGAGGCCAUCGCCGAGAAUCUGCCGGCCAAGCUGAGCCUCUUCCAGAAGGCCGACCAGCUGGCCCGGCCGGAUGCGGUCUUCGUGUCGAACACCUCCUCGCUGUCGAUUGCCGAGAUGUCGCAGGCCACUUCGGCCUCGCGCCGGGCGCACUUCGCCGGGCUGCACUUCUUCAACCCGGUCCCGGUCAUGGGCCUGGUGGAGGUCAUCCACACCGCCGACACGGAGCCCGCCACGCUGGACCGCCUGCGCACCCUCUGCAAGGCCAUCGGCAAGCGCCCGGUCAGCUGCCGUGACACCCCGGGCUUCAUCGUCAACCGCCUGCUCGUGCCGUACCUCUUUGAGGCGGUGCGCAUGCUGGAGCGCGGCGACGCCUCGGUUCCCGACAUCGACGCCAGCAUGAAGCUCGGUGCCGGCCACCCGAUGGGCCCCUUCCAGCUGGCUGACUAUGUUGGCCUGGACACCAUCAAGUUUGUUGUGGACGGCUGGUCCGCCAAGUACCCGGAUGUUGAGCUUUUCCGCCCGUCGGAGCUGCUGAACAGCCUCGUGGCUGCCGGCCACCUCGGUGUCAAGACCAACCAGGGCUUCUACAGCUACGAGAACGGCCAGCUUGUCAAGGGCAGCGAGUACAAGCUCUCCAAGUAAUGCCCCCACCCCCGGGGCGCCGACACACUACUCUGUUUCCUCUUCUCUCCUGUAUGUGCUGCCUGCCUCGCAGCAGUCACAAGGCAAUACACCACCCCGAGGUAGGCAUCUACGCCUGUGCGCCUCUCCCUCAAUCAACUAAA